AUGGAGAAGUUCCCCGAUCACGUCGACGCGCCAUACAUGGCCAAUGGCGUCGCACGCAGUCCGAGCCGCGAAAAGUCAUCGCCCGCCGCAUAUCCUCAGCCCAACGGCGGCGCCACACUCUCGGAUCGCUGGCAGCCCUCCGCCAGGAGAGAGAAUGGCCACACCCACGCCUGGCCGUCGAGCUCCGGCCGCGGACACGGCCGCCAGAAGAGCCUGAGCGAUGCCUUUCGCACCAUACGCGCCAGAAAUGGCAGCAUGAGCCAGAAUGCCCACGAGAUUGCCGACGCCCUGCGGGCACCCGUCUCCCCAAAGCUCGUCAUACUUUGCCUGUCGUGGUACGCGUCGUCGGCCUUGACCAACACCUCCUCGAAAUCGAUCCUCAUCGCCUUCGACAAGCCAGCGACCCUGACCAUAGUUCAGUUCGCUUUCGUCUCCUCCUCCUGCAUGUUCCUGGCCUGGCUAGCCACGAUAUUCCCCGAUCUGCGCAACAAGAUCGCCGUCCUGAGGCAUCCCAUUCGCAAGCCGAGUAAGGAUGUCAUCCUCAAUACGCUUCCACUGGCCGCCUUCCAGAUUGGUGGCCAUUUACUCAGCUCGACCGCCACGGCCAAGAUACCCGUGUCUCUGGUACAUACCAUCAAGGGCCUAUCCCCCUUGUUCACCGUCCUGGCAUACAGGAUAUUCUACGACAUACGAUACCCCCAGGCGACCUACCUCUCUCUUAUCCCCCUGACGGUCGGCGUCAUGCUCGCCUGUUCGGGAAAGCACAGCUACGAGGGCCAACUGACGGGCGUCCUGCAGGCGCUGCUGGCAACGCUCAUCUUCGUCACGCAAAACAUCGUCUCCAAAAAGAUCUUCAACGAGGCGGCAAAGGCCGAGGCCGAGGCCCCCGGCGUGCGAUCCAAGAAGCUGGACAAGCUGAACCUACUAUGCUACUCCUCCGGCAUGGCCUUUCUCGUGACCUUGCCUAUUUGGUUUUGGUCCGAAGGCAUCGGCCUGCUGGGCGACUUCCUCAGUGACGGUGCCGUGGACCUGAGCAACAAUCCCCUGGCCAUGGACCACGGCCGGUUGACCCUCGAGUUCAUUUUCAACGGCGUCUUCCACUUCAGCCAGAACAUGCUGGCUUUCAUCCUCCUGUCCAUGGUGUCGCCCGUCACCUACUCGGUCGCCAGCCUGAUCAAGCGCGUCUUUGUCAUCGUCAUGGCGAUCCUCUGGUUCAGGAGUCCCACGACGCCCGUACAGGCAGUGGGCAUUGCGUUGACCUUCCUGGGCCUCUACCUCUACGACCGGACGAGUGAGAGCAACAAGGCCGACCGCAAGGCGCGCCUCAUGACGCAGUCCCGCACGGGCACGCCAUUGCUUCCCCUCAGCGAGGACGUCUCGGGCGCCAGCAGCCCCAAGGGCGGCUCCAGUGCGCAUCCGUACACCGAGGGAUUCCUCGGGGCCGUCACGGCCAACGAGGAUUCCAAGAAGGCCGAUGACAACUUUGGGCGCGGUCGUUCUGGCCGUGUCAACGCUGGCUGGGCCCAGCGGUAG
Purpureocillium lilacinum is the source of this 1533-nucleotide messenger RNA. RefSeq names its product suppressor of loss of ypt1. Lineage: Eukaryota; Fungi; Ascomycota; Sordariomycetes; Hypocreales; Ophiocordycipitaceae. The record is from RefSeq and is a predicted model, not a curated record. Gene Ontology annotation, biological process: phosphoenolpyruvate transmembrane import into Golgi lumen. Gene Ontology annotation, cellular component: endoplasmic reticulum; Golgi apparatus. Gene Ontology annotation, molecular function: phosphoenolpyruvate transmembrane transporter activity; antiporter activity.